AUGUUGGUGACGGUUUUGCGUGGGAAUGCUCAAGCCCAGGCUCUUGGCCUACAACUGAAAAAAUGUAUGCGGUUCAACCCAAACGCAACCGUGUGGGUUGCCAAGCAGAGGAUCCUGUGCACGCUGAACCAGAGUCUGAAGGAUGUGUUGAACUACGGCCUCUUCCAGCCCGCCAUGAACGGACGAGACGGGAAGUUCCUGGAUGAAGAACGCCUCCUCCUGGAAUACCCACAGCCAAUCAGCAAAGGAGUUCCAUCUCUGGAGUUCCGCUACAAGAACCGAGUCUACAGGCAGCCCCAUGUGGAAGAGAAGCAGAUUGCCAAGCUUCACACCAAGGCCAACUUGAGAAAGUUUAUGGACCUCAUCCAGCACCACCAGGUGGAGAAAGUAUCUAGGCUGCUGGAGAGAGGGCUGGACCCCAACUACCAGGAUACAGAGACUGGUGAGACCCCCCUGACAUUUGCGGCCCACCUGGAUAACGUGGUGGAGAUCAUAAAGAUUCUGAAGAAUGGAGGGGCCCACCUGGACUUCAGGGCCAAAGACGGCAUGACGGCCCUACACAAAGCUGCUAGGUCUAAGAACCAGGUUACUCUGACGACCCUGUUGGAGCUUGGUUUGUCUCCAGACUAUAAGGACAGCCGGGGUCUGACGGCGCUCUACCACACAGCCAUGGUGGGAGGAGACCCGUUGUGCUGUGAGUUGCUGCUACAUGAACACGCCACCGUCUGCUGCCAGGACGAAAACGGCUGGCACGAAGUCCACCAGGCUUGUCGGAAUGGCUUUGUCCAGCAUCUGGAGCAUCUGCUGUUCUACGGGGCGGACAUGAGCGCACAGAACGCAUCAGGGAACACAGCGCUGCACAUCUGUGCUCUCUACAACCAGGAUAACUGUGCCAGGGUGCUGCUGGUCCGUGGAGCCGACAAAGCGGUGAAGAACUACAACAGCCAGAGUCCCUUCCAGGUGGCAAUCAUCGCAGGGAACUUUGAACUGGCUGAACUGGUCAAGAACCACAAAGAGACAGAUAUAGUGCCUUUCCACGAGGUCCCGGAAUACUCCAAGCGGCGUCGGGCACUCCCCCCUACCAGCAGCAGCGGCAGCUCCCUGACGACCCCCCGGGUCCUGCUGCGCUCCAACAGUGACAACAACCUCACGCUGCUCCAGCAGAUGCAGGGGAACCCCAAUGGUACUGUGAGUACCAUGGGCCAGGGGUCCCGCAGUACCAGCGUGGGGGUGGUCCCCCGGAGUCAGUCCCCGUCCCUCAACCGGCUGGGAGAGGAGGCCCGCAGGCCGCACCCGCAGACACAUGUACAGACACAACAGACGCAGCACAGACAGCCCAGCCCCAGUGGUAAUGUGGAGGUGGUGGUGCAGCGGAGGAAGCUGUACAGUGCUGUGCCAGGGAGGCACUUUGUGGUGGUCCACGCCUACCGGCCACAGGCCGAGGGAGAGAUCCCCCUCUACAAGAACGACAGGGUCAAAGUUCUGAGCAUCGGAGAGGGGGGCUUCUGGGAAGGCAGUGCCCGGGGCCAGGUGGGCUGGUUUCCUGCGGAGUGCGUGGAGGAGAUUCCUGCCAAGCCCAGCGAGGAGAGGAUGCACACAAGAGCUGACCGCUCGGACAGGAGGAAACUCUUCCGACACUACACUGUGGGGUCCUACGAUAGCUUUGACGCCUCCAGCGACUGCGUGGUCGAGGAGAAGACGGUGGUCUUGACCAAGAAGGAGAAUGAAGGCUUCGGCUUCGUGCUGCGAGGGGCCAAAGCGGACACGCCCAUCGAGGAGUUUACUCCCACCCCUGCCUUCCCAGCCCUCCAAUACCUGGAGUCAGUGGAUGAGGGAGGAGUGGCCUGGCAGGCGGGGCUUAGGACCGGGGACUUCCUCAUUGAGGUCAACCAGGAGAAUGUGGUGAAGGUGGGCCACAGGCAGGUGGUCAACAUGAUCCGUCAUGCAGGGAACAGCCUCAUCAUCAAAGUGGUAACGGUCAGCAGGAAUAUGGACCCUGAGGACACCGCACGCAAAAAAGCCCCCCCACCGCCAAAGAGAGCCCCCACAACCGCCCUGUCUAUGCGCUCCAAGUCUAUGACCUCUGAACUGGAAGAACUAGCCACACUAAGGAAAAAGAAAGGUGAUAAAGUGGACGAGGUGCCACCUUCCCAGAAUGCCGUGGACACGAAGGUGGCCACCAUUAAGCCACGCCCCUCCAGCCGCUGUUUAAUCACGCCUACUGACAUGAAUUCCAUGUACGACCGCCAGGGGGGUGUGGCAGUGGUACCAUCCACCAUGCCAGGCAGUCCUAGAAGGGGAGCAUUCCUGGGCAUACUUGCCAAGGGUGGCACCAUGAGGAGACAGAAGUCCAUAGGUAUAACAGAAGAGGAGAAGACGCUCCUCACGCCUCCGCCACUCAAGUUCACCCGCAGCCUCUCCAUGCCCGACACGUCCGAGGACAUUCCCCCUCCUCCGGCCAUCUCCCCCCCGUCUCCCCCCUCCUCCUUCAACUCUCCAUCCGUCUCCACCACCCCACGGGGCUUAGGCACCAACCGACCGGGCCUCACCCUCAACUCUGCUGGAAAAUGUUCCAACAUCACUAUCCUUGGCAACCGCACAGUAGAUGUAGGGACGCUAAGGCGAGGUUAUCACCGCCAGAGCUCAGAACAGUACGAUAGUAGAAGUAGAGGACGGGCACCCGUGCCCGAGAACCCAUACUCAGAGGUGGGCAACAAGGCGCUGUACGUGCCUGCCAAGCCGGCGAGGAGGAAGGGCAUGCUGGUCAAGCAGCCCAAUGUGGAGGACAGCCCAGAGAAGACCUGUUGUGCCCUGCCCUCAGACGCAAUUUCCAUGCCGACCACACCAACUGAGAGGACCUUCUCAUCCAUUCCCAUCCCCACCAUCAUCGUCAAGGAGCCGUCCACCAGUAGCAGUGGAAAGAGCAGCCAGGGCAGCAGUAUUGAGAUCGAGCCCACCACGCCCGAACACCCACCCUUAACGCCCGAGGCAGGGGGCAGGGGACUGAGGCCUGAAGACCCCAUUGUCAACAACCCCUUCGCGGCUGCCAUCGCAGGGGCAGUGAGGGACCGGGAGAAGAGGCUGGAGGCGCGGAGGAACUCGCCCGGCUUCCUCUCCACCGACAUGGGGGAUGAGGACUUGGGAGACCAGGCCCCGUGCCUACUCCAGUCCAAGUCCAUCGACGAGGGGAUGUUCAGUAAUGAUGAGCACCUGCAGAGGAUAAUGGCUCCCCCGCCGGCCUCCACCCUGCUACGGUCACAAGAAGGGGGUGACCGUGGGGGUAACGUGACAGACUUCAACACCCCUGAGCCAACCCAGGUGGUGAGGGAGCCCCUGACCGCGCGUACCGGCCAGUACCCCAACCUGGACAGCCCCGUCAGUCUCCCGGCCACUCCACCAAAGACCUACAGCUCCAACGGAGGAAGGGACUACCUGCACCCCGUCACAGGUAAGGCCCUGGACCCUAACUCGCCCCUCGCCCUGGCACUGGCGGCCCGGGAAAGUGCCAUGAAGGAGCAGACACAAACAACCACAGCUCCACCCCCUUCUCAACCUCAACCGCUCCCCAAGAGCGAUGCCCCCCAGUCCCUCCCUCCCAACCCCCACAAACCUAGCCUCAAUCAGCCCCUCUUCAUCGAUACCAAACUCCGCUCCAACACCGAGGCAAGCUUCGCUACCUCCACGACAACUCUGGGGCGAGGCAGAGUGGUAGGCCUGAGGAGACAGAUGACGGAGCAGAAGUACGAGUCGGAUGGAGCGACGGAGGAGAGGCAGCAGGCGGAGCAGGAUGGGAAGAGCAUACAGAUCGACAUUGUGAACACGUCACAACCGCAGAAAGCUGCCGGGCUGCUGAUGGUGCACACCAAAAACAGCCCAGAGGAGGAAGACAGGGGGCAGGAGAAUACACCAGCCCAGGACAACAGCAUCCCCAGUGAACUGAGAGACCCCAACCAGCCAAAACCCCCCACCAACAGCCACAGUUCCAUGCCCCUGCCCCCUUUGCCACGGGGGAAGAGCAUCACGGCUGGGGGGUCGGUGGACGAGCCAAUCAAGCUGCCCUUCCGCAUGCCCCCUCCCCCACUGGCCUCGGUGGACAUCGAGGAGGUGGAGGAGUUUGUCUUCUCUGAGCCCUUGCCGCCACCGUUGGAGUUCGCCAACAGCAUCGACAUCCCUGAGGACCAGGCAACGGCCAUCGCUGAGUUGCUCAAGCAACGAGACCAAGAGAGACGCAACGGUAUGGGGGACAGGGGGCCAAAUCCACCCCCAUACUACACCCACGCCCCGUCCCCUGUCGGCCAGUUCCGACGGGGAAGCGGGAUGUCCAAUUGCGUGCCCCCACCCUCCUAUCCCCCUCCGCCCCCCAACGGUGGCUUUGAGCAAGGUGUCACUGACUCAGGCAUCGAGGAGGUAGACAGUCGCAGCAGUGGAGACCCCCGUAUUGAGACAACCAGCACAAUUUCCACAGUUUCCAGCAUCUCUAUACUGUCGUCGGAGGGCGGGUACAACAGCGCCCUGGAGAACACUUCUAUGGUCUAUACUGAUGGCCAGGCUUACCUCGAUGACCGACCCCCCGUUCCUCCCAAGCCCAAAAACAAGCCCAUCAUCAACAAGAACACUGCACUUUACCACGACGUCCUCAUGGAGGAAUCCCUGGACUCCUUCGGGGCGCCCCCUCCUGUCCCUCCUCCUCCACCCGGGUCCAUGUCCCCCCCGAAUCUUCCCAGGACUCCCACCCAUCGGUCGUCCAAGCUGUGGGGCGAGCCCCCGGAGCUCAGGAGCCCACCCACGUCCGACCCCAAGGCCACGGUUAUCAACGAGUUGAGCUCCAUCUUAUCACAGAUGUACCGGCCCAAACCGGGGGACUCCUUCGACUCACCCACCACAGGGGCCAGGGGCAGCUUUGGAACUAGCUCUCCAGCCUCAGGAAGCCAACGGAACUCCAGCGUGUCCUUCAGCCUGCCCGCCUCCUCCUGCACACCUCCUUCCAGCCUGCCCCCUCACCUCUGCAGCCCCCCGGACACCUCGUCCCUCUCCUCGCCCCCCUGCCCCUCCUCUUUACCCCACUCUGCCUCGCCCAGCCUCAGCGACCUCUUCGGCCUGCCCACCCCACCCAUGGGGAGUACGAGUGGCUUCGGCAGCAUGGGCGGUAGCCUUGGUGGAGGGUCCUCGUGCGGUGGCUCGCGCUCCCCCUCGCCACUGACCCUAAUGCAGGCCGUAGCCACCUCGGGCAAGCCCUUUGCCUCCAAGCCCGUGGAGCUGUGGAGCAAGCUGGACGUGGCCGACUGGCUGGACAGUCUGAAUUUGUCGGAGCAUAAAGACGCCUUCCUGGACAACGAGAUCGAGGGCGCCCACCUGCCCUCGCUGCAGAAAGAGGAUCUGAUUGACCUGGGGGUGACGCGGGUGGGCCACCGCAUGAACAUCGAGAGGGCCCUCAAAAUGCUGCAGGACAGAUAAAGCCAGGGGGUGUGGAUUUAUCUGAAACACUCUCUGUCCUACCUGUUCUCCUUUUCUGUCUGGGAUGAUUUAGGAAUCGGCCUCUGACUCCUCCCUUCCUGCCUUGACUCUGUGGCGUGUUUGUGUUUGAUCAUUCCCAUUCUGCUUCCCGAGUAUCAGGGGAUGUCGGAACCCUGAAGGAACUGCAUCAUCCAGAAUGGAGAAAAAGUGGGGAAAAUCCUGUAUCCUUUUAGGGAUGCUCUUGUCACCACACUUUGGAAUAUUCUUGAAACGUAGCCCUCAAACACUUUGAAAUACUGAUAGAUAUCCAACCUGGACAUGUUUGGAAUACUAAACACUACAACUCCCAAUUUGCUUUGGAAUACUCAAUACUUUUUCAAAGCUCCCACAGUGCGGGUGUUUGAAACCAGCUGAGCUGGUUGGCGCUCCUUUUCUAUCUUUGCUAGAGUAUCUUCAGAGAAUAUUUCUUCACUAGAGUCAAACCGUGGGUUAUGUUUAUGGAUGCAUCUGACGUUGUAGAGACAUUUGAAAAACAUUAGAAACGAGAACCUUUGCAGAAAUGUUUAGCUUAAUCCUAAACCAUAUCACUCGCUGCGAGCAAACACAAGCACACACACACACACACACACACACGGCGAUGGCCUUCUCCUGAGAGAAACAUAAUGAUGUGUUAGUCUUUUCUAAUGCAUGGCUGAAGGGGCUCUACUGUAGCAGGCACCACUGUCCCCUUCACAUCCCUGUUCACUGUUCAAGGUGUGUGUAUUUGCGUUUUGUCAAAGACAUGUUUGUGAGGUGUGUGUGCGCACGCUGUGGGAGGUUUGUUAAAUGGGGUUUUAGAAAGACAUGAGUGAGAGUGUAAGGCCUAGAUUCAAUCAAAUCAAGCGUUAAGCAGUGCUAGCCGACACCCGCAUAGCUGAUGUUUUGGCGGUGUCGGAGGUGUAACUGUGUUGGAGCUGUCAAAUCGGUGAUCAUUGUCACGAAGCCUCACCCAUUUAUUUUAAUGUCAGAAGUUCAAAAAGAGAAAGUGUAUGCUAUAUAGAAAUCAUAUAGCACACAAUAAUACGCUCAAAUUGAAAACCAUGAAACAAAAUAAUUGAGGAUUUCUUAUCAACCUAAUCAAGGUGUAGACUGCAUCUCACAUUCCGGUGUUCGAACUUGUAAACAGGGCUGCGUGGGAUUUAUGUUAAUGCGAUUCUGUGCAGCCAAUGGCAAUGUCUGUUUUAAGUAUAAUGCCAGGAGCCGCUUGUGGAUUUGACAGCUCUAACACAGUUCCACCUCCGACACUGCCAAAACAACCCUACGCUGGUGUUGGCUGGCGCAGAUCUGAUAUAAUCUAGCCCUAAGUGUUGGCGUCAUGUGUGUUUUCAUCGUCUUCCACACACUUGACAGUGACCCGGACAGGAGUGGAAUGCCAGACCCCUUAUUCCCUACCCCCGAAUCAACCAGCCUCCCUUCAGGCCUAUGACAGAAAUAAUCCACCUAUCACAACAACAAUUUUCCUGCCAUAAUAUCACGAUCUCUCUCCUCUCUAUUCAGCCAUCUUUAAUCAUGUCUAAUCACUGAGUGAUUCCUUUCACAGAUCAAACAUUGUUUUUAUAUUAAUACCAGUGUGUGCUGUUGUGUUAUAGGUGAAGGUUAAAAACAAUUUGUUGACAAUGAUUCUCGGCGAGUAUUUGAAGACAACCAUUUAAAGGAUGAGUGCAAAGUGGGUGUUACUUUGUGAUCUGUGUUGACUGUGUGCUUGUUUUUAGACAGCUAACUUAUACUGUGCAUUGCAGGGGCCAAGAAUACCAUAAAUAAUAUAAAUUCACUCAAAUCUGCUGCCCAGACAUUCACACUAUCACCGAAGAGGAUUUUUUUUUUUUUAAAUGUAAAGGAACAUUUACAAAGUUUGUGUAUAAUCAGUGUUUGCAUUGCCGAUGAAUCACAAAAUGUAUUUAUUGACAAGAAGAGGUGUUAGUCCAACCUGGUGUUUCUAGAGGGAAGAAAAGAGGUGUGACACAGCAGCACCAACUGAGCAGCUAUUAGAGGGGUAUGGUUUGAUCCAGCCAAUAGGCUUUCGAUUAUGCAUUUGGUCCCUGUUCAUUUGAGAAUGAGAGGGAGAGUCCUCCGUAACACUUUACUUAAGCCUGCAGGUAGAAGGCUUGCUUAUCAGAAGUUAUAAAGUAUUAUUACUACAGGCUUCAAGUAAAGUGUUACAGAGUCCUUUUCUCAACACCAGGGAUGUGUUGAGAAAAGUAGAACAAGAUUAUCUUCCAAUCAAAAGCUCCCAUCUGACCGCCAAUCAAUUGUCUCCAUCCUUUUUCAUGAAACACCGUUAUGUCAAUGUACCCAGGAAGUGUUUGGUGGCAUUGAUUUGAAGUAAAUUGAAUAUAUUUCUUGUUUUGAAUGUGUAUAAAGGAAUGAUUUAAAGAAAAGAGUACAUCUACAGAAUAAUUAGAUGUAUAAUAUUUCUAAAAGGUUCAGAGAGAAUGUCCUAUGAAAGACUAUGGCCAUCCACCCUCAGAACGUAUUUUCUUAUUUCCACUCAAUCCCUGUUUUGUGUUUGGAUAGUGCCUCAAAUAGCUCAUUAUUCUCUACAUAGUGCCCCAUUUCUGGCCUCUCUGCCUCUGAACUAGAUUAGAACUACCCCAGAAUGGACUGCAAAGAGAAGUGUGGAAGCCAUGUAUGCCACUGUAUCCCCAUGACCUAUAAAUUAGAACAUAUCACUACAAAGUGAACCGUAUUUUGGUGGUCAUUCGAGGACAUAUCCCAUGAUUCGAUCAGUUCACAGUGAUGUUCUAUGAACAUAACCAUGAUCGUUUGGAUUGUGUGCAAUUUAGGGUCUCCUGUAGGGCAACAACAACAAAAAGAAGCUACCUUGGUGAGAUUCCUUCUUCUGUCUCCCGGUCCCUGUGUGCAACUGUAUGGUAAUGAAGGGAAGACAAAAGGAAUGGGGGGAAACAAGGGAAUACCAGGCCGACAGAACGACUUGCAGGAGUUAUAACACUGCUAUAAUCCAUUCAUUAUUUUAAAAAGAAUCAAAGAAGUGACAUAGAAAAAAAAGCACAGUAUUUUUUAUGAUUUAUAUAGAAUUCUAUGGAAUUUUAUAAAAAGACAUUUGGAGAAAAAUAUUCAACUCUGAAGUGUGGUUUGCCAAAAAGUGAAGAAGAAAACAGCUAUAUUAUAUAUAAAUAUAUAUUAAUAGAAAUUAAUAUCAGAUUUAUGAGGAAACUAAGAAGCAAUAUUUAUACUGAAUGGAUAUCCUUGGUUGUGGUUUUUUCCCAGUUUUAAGAUGAACUAUCGUUAUGUAUUAUCACCUGUUGAUAUUAUGAACACUGAUAGAUAAAGUGGACAGAAGACAUUUGUCCAAUCAAAAUAUAUUUUAUAUACUAUCCUCUGGCCAUCACCUGCCUAUCUUGAAUAUUGUAAUUUUUGACAAUUCCAAAUCGCUUAGUCUGUAUAAAAUGUGUGUAUAAAUGACUGAAAAGCUUUACAUUUAUACAUAUCCUCACAGUCCACUGGAUUGAAAAUUGUCCUGAUGACACUUUUAUGCUCAACAUAUAUUGAACUGUACAAAAAAAGAUUAGUUGUGACUGUUGAUUUCAUGGAGAGAAAAAAAAAACAUAUCACUAAGCUAAUUUAUAUGUGGAAUAGUAGUAGUAUUAAGAUGCUAUACAAAUCAUCACUGUGUGACUAUAAGGCUAUGCUACAUAAGGACUGGCAUGGCUCACUAUCCCCCCUACCAUCACAACACAGUCCUUCACUUACCCGUCGGCAACUAUUUGAAUACUUUUCCUAUUUUCUCUUCUUCUUUUUUUCUAUUCUCUUCUUUUUUUUCAUUCUACAUAAAUACCAAGACGUUUCCGUCUCUUUUGUGUAUAUUUGUGUUCAUAUUCUCUAUGUUGUAAUUCCUCAUGCGUAGAGUCGACUAUCGAAUUAUCAAAAAUGAAAAAGAAAGAGAAGUUCCUUGUAACUGCACUCUUCCUUCCCCCAAAAUCCUCAAUACUUCUUGUAUGGCAACCAAAAGUUACUGUAAGAAAUAAAUAUAAUAUUGCACUAUG
Oncorhynchus gorbuscha (pink salmon) is the source of this 9497-nucleotide messenger RNA. RefSeq names its product SH3 and multiple ankyrin repeat domains protein 2-like. Gene Ontology annotation, cellular component: dendritic spine; postsynaptic density; postsynaptic membrane. The record is from RefSeq and is a predicted model, not a curated record. Lineage: Eukaryota; Metazoa; Chordata; Actinopteri; Salmoniformes; Salmonidae. Gene Ontology annotation, molecular function: synaptic receptor adaptor activity; ionotropic glutamate receptor binding.